Messenger RNA from Arachis stenosperma, 1296 nucleotides. RefSeq names its product probable RNA methyltransferase At5g51130. Gene Ontology annotation, molecular function: snRNA binding; RNA methyltransferase activity; O-methyltransferase activity. The transcript has 11 exons. Lineage: Eukaryota; Viridiplantae; Streptophyta; Magnoliopsida; Fabales; Fabaceae. Gene Ontology annotation, biological process: snRNA modification. Bases 1 to 1296 code for a protein of 431 amino acids. The record is from RefSeq and is a predicted model, not a curated record.
AUGGUGGUGGUUGUAGAUUUUGGUAGUGGCGGUAAUGGCUACCAGCCAAAUUUAAAAAAUUUUUCGACGGCGCUGCGUUUGCGAGGGGGAGGGCUCUGCUGUUGUCGGCCGCAGUGUGAAUCGCAAGGGGAAGGGCGCUGCAGUGAUCGGGGCAUGGAGGGUGUUGCAGUGGUCCUAAGUGCUGCAAAUCGCGAGAGAGGGUGCUGCGGUGAUCGGUCGCGCUAUGAAUUGUGGGUGGAGUAUGAGCAGCGGAACGACUUUGAUGAGUUUAGACUUCUCAUUGGAGACCCUCGCCCAAUUCUCUCUCCAUCGUUCAAACAAAAAAAUGUAUUUCUACAAAUGAUUGCCAACUAUAAUCAACUCUUUGUUCAUGAAACAAUGGCAGCAAAAGAAGGAGACAUUGGCCUGCAUCAGGUUCCGUUUCAGGAUUCAUCAGAAAGUGAAAGUGAUAAUAAUGCUGAUAUCGAAAUCGAAAGUGAAAGCGAAAAGGAAGAGGAAAAGAAUCAGAAGAAGAAUCAAUCACCCUCACCCCUUAGUCGUAGGCAAUAUGGCAAUUUCAGAAGAUACUAUGAACAUCGAAAUGAAGAGGGUCCUGAAGAAGAUCCACGUUUGGAACUCUUGAGGAAGGAAUGGUUUGAAGACAAGGAGUGUCUUGAUAUUGGUUGCAACGAUGGGACAUUAACCAUUUCCAUUGCGAAAAUGUUCCGGUGCCAGAGCAUUCUUGCAAUUGACAUUGAUCCUGAACUUGUUGAGCAAGCAAAUUUAAAAUUGAGAGAUUCUUGUUUGCUAAUGCAAAUGGGAGGAUCCUCUGAGAAUAAUUCGGAUGAUUCGGCGCAACGCGCUGCUGCUUCGCCGGAGAAGGAAGUGACGCCAUCGGAACCUUCUUCAUUGGAGAAAAGAAAUCUGCUUGAAGUGGUUACAUUCAAACAAGAGAAUUUUAUGGAGAGCCAGCAUCCAGAACUUUAUGAUACUGUUACUUGCUUUAGUGUAACUCAAUGGAUACAUUUAAAUUUUGGAGACCAAGGCUUAAUCACAUUUUUUAACAAGAUUUGGGAGGUACUUCGACCAGGUGGUGUUCUUUUAUUGGAACCUCAGGCAUGGAGGUCUUACUCAUUGAAUCAUUAUUUAUCACCUGUUGCUAAGAAGAAUUACAGUGAGAUUGAAAUUCGUCCUAAAGAUUUCCAGAAAAUAUUAUUGAAUAAGAUUGGAUUUAGAACGGUAGAACACAUCAAUUCAGGUUGGAUAGAUGCAAAACAUCUUCGUUUCAAUAGACCCGUUUUGGUUUUCAAGAAAUGA